AUGGCUGCAAAUGAUGUUCAAUGUUGUGAGCCAAUGUUCUGGGUGUAUCUAGUCAUAUGUGUGGUUCUUGUGUGUUUCGCUGGACCCAUGUCAGGCCUUACCUUGGGACUCCUGUCUAUUAGCCUUGUUGAUCUUGAGGUCCUCGCAAAGGCUGGUCAGCCCCAAGAUAGGAAGAAUGCAGAGAAAAUUUUACCAAUCGUUAAGAACCAUCACUUGCUCCUAUGUACCCUACUCAUAAGCAAUUCAUUGGCAAUGGAGGCCCUGCCCAUUUUCGUCGAUGGACUUCUUCCUGCUUGGGGUGCUAUUUUGGUAUCAGUCACCCUUGUACUAGCUUUCGGCGAGAUUAUUCCUCAAGCUUUCUGUUCAAGGUAUGGGCUAAGUGUUGGUGCAAAACUCUCAUUCCUAGUUCGAUUGCUUGUCUUGGUCCUCCUUCCUAUAUCUUAUCCCAUUAGUAAGCUCUUGGAUUGCCUUCUUGGUGAAGGGCAUUCGGCACUUCUUGGACGGGCUGAGCUUAAAACAUUGGUAGAUAUGCAUGGAUAUAAGGCAGGGAAAGGUGGAGAAUUAACGGAUGAUGAAACUGCCAUAAUUAAUGGAGCUUUGGAUAUGACACAGAAAACUGCCAAAGAUGCUAUGACACCCAUAUCCGAAAUAUUUUCGCUUGACAUAAAUUCGAAACUUGAUGAGCAAACAAUGGGACUAAUAUUGAGCGAAGGACAUAGUCGUGUACCCAUCUACUCUGAAAUCCCCACAAAUAUCAUUGGAUUUAUUUUGGUAAAAAAUUUGAUCAAGUUCCGCUCAGAAGAUGAAACCCCCAUUAAAGAUCUUAUUAUCAGGAGAAUUCCUAGGAUACAUGAUUGUUUACCUCUAUAUGAAUUAUUGAAUGAAUUCCAAAAGGGUCAGAGUCACAUAGCUGUUGUUAUAAAGCGUAAGAAGGAAGUUAUGGAGAACCCAGAAAAGGAAGCCAAUCCUAGCAUGAUCAAGUUAAACAUGAAUUUAAAUUCAAGUCAAAGACAUUUAGUUAUAAAAGGAAUCAAUCAGCAUAGUGACCCUGAAAUUCAAAUGCCAACAUUAGAUAAUGUCAUGAAGCUCAGCAAUAGUUUAAGCCCACAUUCAAAUAAGUGGAAGCGAGGAGAUGGAAAAUUUUUAAAUGAAGAUUCGGGAUCUCUGCCAAAUUUAGAUGAAGAGGCCAUUAGUAUCAUUACAUUGGAGGAUGUUAUGGAGGAGCUGCUACAGGAGGAAAUUCUGGAUGAGACAGAUGAAUAUGUGGAUGAUCAUAGGAAGUAA
Quercus lobata is the source of this 1284-nucleotide messenger RNA. RefSeq names its product DUF21 domain-containing protein At5g52790-like. Gene Ontology annotation, cellular component: cytoplasm. The transcript has 11 exons. The record is from RefSeq and is a predicted model, not a curated record. Lineage: Eukaryota; Viridiplantae; Streptophyta; Magnoliopsida; Fagales; Fagaceae. Bases 1 to 1284 code for a protein of 427 amino acids. Gene Ontology annotation, biological process: magnesium ion homeostasis; intracellular manganese ion homeostasis.